UCUAUAUGCCUCUCUUUCUAAAUCUAUCUCUCUCUGUCUAACUUCGCGAUUCUUCACUAAAAAAAAGCAAUAGUGUCAAGUGAUAUUUUAAGUGAUGUGUUUUUAAUAGUUGAUAAUUUUUCCGUUUCUUUCCUUUACGUGAUUGUUAUGUAACAGGUUCGGAAAUAGAACUGAAGCCUGUGCGUUGUUGACUAAUUUAAAAAAGAAUAAAUAACAUCGAUAAACUGUGAUACCCCAAAACAAGAGAGAAAAAAGUGUCUAUACUUUUAACUGUUAUUUAUAUUCGCGGGUUAUUUGUUAUAUUCGCGAGUUAUUUGUUGCGGUUUAUAAAUAUAAUCGAUGUUGUGUCUCUAUUUGAAAGAUGUCUCAAGAAUCGACGAUGACGAAGAACUUUUUGACCGUCACCAAUAUAGUCAAUGAGGGGAUUAAAGGCACCAAGAUCUCACAGCUCGGCCUCUCCAAGUACCUGUCGCAGUCACUAGCGCAGCUUGAAACCACUUCAACAAGCUCACCCCAAGCCAAGUCCCCUGCAACCAGCAGCGCUGGCGCCACAGCUGGAGCUUCAACGGCCCAAGGAGAGAGGACACCAACAGCUCACAACAAACAGCUGCAAAAUGUCAAGGGACAAGACCAUCCGCCGCAUCCUUCCGUAGAAGAGAACCGGUCGAUAUCUCUGGUGGACAUGUACAUCGACAACUCGGAGCCCUCGGAGAACGUGGGGCAAAUACACUUCUCGCUGGAGUACGAUUUCCAGAACACGACGCUUAUUUUGAGGAUCAUACAAGGCAAGGAACUUCCAGCAAAGGAUCUAAGCGGGACAUCGGACCCCUACGUCCGAGUGACUCUUCUACCAGACAAGAAGCAUCGCCUGGAGACGAAAAUAAAACGUCGCACCUUGAACCCUCGAUGGAACGAGACGUUAUACUUCGAGGGUUUCCCGAUACAGAAAUUGCAAAGUCGGGUACUACACCUCCACGUUUUUGACUACGAUCGUUUCUCGAGAGAUGACUCAAUUGGUGAAGUGUUCCUCCCUCUAUGUCAGGUGGACUUAAGUGAGAAGCCAUCUUUCUGGAAGGCGCUCAAGCCUCCAGCAAAGGACAAAUGUGGCGAACUGCUGACGUCACUUUGUUACCACCCCAGCAACAGCGUGCUGACUCUAACUUUGCUCAAAGCGAGGAACCUCAAGGCGAAGGACAUCAAUGGGAAAUCAGAUCCAUACGUAAAGGUGUGGCUUCAAUUUGGCGACAAACGCAUAGAGAAACGCAAGACAGCAGUGUUCAAAUGCACCUUGAAUCCAGUGUUCAAUGACUCCUUCUCCUUCAACGUCCCCUGGGAGAAAAUCCGGGAGUGCUCCCUGGACGUGCAGGUUAUGGACUUCGACAAUAUUGGCAGGAACGAGCUCAUUGGGAGAAUACUCUUGGCUGGUAAGAACGGCUCCGGAGCGACAGAAACGAAGCACUGGCAAGACAUGAUCACCAAACCACGGCAGACCAUAGUCCAGUGGCACCGCCUCAAACCGGAGUAGAUCCUCAACUUGGGCCAGUCAAUGCAUUCAAUUGCACGAUAGAUAGGGAUAACGUUAUAGAUAAGACAGAGAUGGACAUAUGUGGCCAUUUUGUUUAUAUCGAUUUUUUAAAGCAGAAAAUUAGCCAUUGUGAUCCGAUUUUUUGAGCGAAAGAUUUGAAUCGAAAUCGAAAUAUUUAAAAACAAUGUCACGGUUGCCAUGUUGAAAAUCAAUCUUCAGUGAAAACUCUUUUAGACUGCGUAUUUAUUUGCCUAGGGCCCGUGUACAUAAAACUAAAUUUUGCUUAUAACAGAUUCUCAAGUAUGGGUAAAUCUAUGUUGAAUACCAAACUAAAGAAUCUGUUUUUAGCCAUUUGUUGUAUAUUACAGGCCUGAGACAUAUCUGUCUCUGUUGACAUGCAUUAAUUUAAAUUCGGUGAGCUCACGCAUCUUGCAGUAGAUAUUUUCUAAUUAAUUAAGUCCUCAUUAAUUAACGCGAGGGCAUCUAAGGCUCUUAAAAUCUUAGUUUAUUGGUGCUAUUGCUAAAAUUGGCUUCAGCUGAUUUUGCGAUAUCUUCGUAAAUUUCAGAUACUACUAUAAUACUGCAAGCCCGCAAAUAUAAAUUUUGUUCCAAGUAUUCCUAGAAUGACUAAGAAAUGUAAAAAUAUUUCUGCUGAACUAAUAUUACCUUUUUUAAACAAGAAACACUCUCAUUUUUAUAACGUCGACGACUUAUACGCCGUGCUGAGUAAGAAUGAUAAAAGUGUUUUUUGGACCCAGGAAGUUUUCAGAUCUGUCUUAUCUAUGACAAUGUGAAGGGCCCUUAAACAAAUUAUUACAAAACGUCAUAAGACUGAGCGGUUUGAAAAGAAAUGACAUAAAUUGAAUCUCUUCGUCGAUAUCACGGCUUAAUAGAUAGGCUUAAGUUCUUAGAUUUAUGUCUGUUUGUGCAGUCUCUGCUGCGCUGAAAAGAUAUGGCAAUGAUACCUACUAGAAAAUUGCGGCAAUAAAUACUACGCCGAAUUGGGCGUACUUCAGUCAGUAUUUCAUGUAUUUAUGUACUCUUAGUAAUUUUCCUAAAUGUGUACACAAAAAAGUUUUAUUCAUAUGCGCAGAUUGCUUUUUGGAAGAUCUGAUAUAUCGCGUAGAAAGAUAGCUAUUGUGUAAAAAAAAAUUUUAUUAUUUUUUUUCAACGCACACAUUUACCUGAUUUUCGCGGAUUAUUGUGAAAAAUUAACCUUACGAAUGGGGGAUAUUCGGACAGUAACGUCAGUUUUUAUCCAAUAAUAUAUCAGGUAUCCCUUCAGCGGUACUACGCACAAAUUAAUAGGCGCGUUCAAGAAUAAAUUGUUCAUUGGUAUUGCGGUAUCCAUUUGGAACGUAUCGGAGACCAUCUAUAAAUAAUUCAUGCAUGGUUAAGUUUCAUAGUAGGGAGGAUCAGUGUCACUCUAGAAUUCCACAGAAAGGUUUUUCUAGAAGCUCU
This is a messenger RNA of Pararge aegeria (speckled wood butterfly), 2986 nucleotides long. It is a transcript of the gene Syt7, whose product is annotated as synaptotagmin-7. The record is from RefSeq and is a predicted model, not a curated record. Gene Ontology annotation, biological process: vesicle fusion; regulation of calcium ion-dependent exocytosis; cellular response to calcium ion. The coding region runs from base 362 to 1525 and encodes 387 amino acids. Gene Ontology annotation, molecular function: calcium ion binding; clathrin binding; phosphatidylserine binding. Gene Ontology annotation, cellular component: membrane; synapse; axon. The transcript is spliced from 12 exons. Lineage: Eukaryota; Metazoa; Arthropoda; Insecta; Lepidoptera; Nymphalidae.